Messenger RNA from Thalassophryne amazonica, 2735 nucleotides. It is a transcript of the gene sh2d3cb, whose product is annotated as SH2 domain containing 3Cb. The record is from RefSeq and is a predicted model, not a curated record. NCBI's taxonomy places the organism in Eukaryota, Metazoa, Chordata, Actinopteri, Batrachoidiformes, Batrachoididae. Gene Ontology annotation, molecular function: guanyl-nucleotide exchange factor activity; phosphotyrosine residue binding. The transcript is spliced from 13 exons. Gene Ontology annotation, biological process: positive regulation of peptidyl-serine phosphorylation; small GTPase-mediated signal transduction. Bases 39 to 2645 code for a protein of 868 amino acids.
AACGCACCACACAUCCACUCCUUCACCCUGCGGCAACCAUGAACAAACGAAAACCCAGUUUCAAAUGGUUCGGGAGCCUCACCAAUGUCUCCUUUCGCCACCAAUCAGAGAAGAACAACACCAAGGCAGUCGCGGACCAGGAUGAUGAGCUCUACAACUGUGCCACAACAGCACAGCCGUCCCUGGAUGACAUGGAGGCGUGUCGACGCGGCCCCAGCUACGCCUGCUCGAGCGAUAUGUACACUCAUGUGGGCACUGUGCCCCGCAGAGGCAAACAGAAGAAGGGCUUCAGGACGCUGAAAGGCAAGAAGAACAAGGAGGAGGAGGAAGAGGAGGAGGGGAGAAAUGGAAGGCUGAGCCAGUGUCAGACGGGGGAACAUGUCCGGAACUCCCCUCUGCUCAGUGCCCUCUCCAGUCUGCACCGGCCUGGAUGUGUGUCUGUACAGGCCCGGCCACUGCCAGACACCCCCAUGGAGGCCCGCUAUUCACCGUUACCUUCAGUAGUCACUGUUGGUGACCAAGAGACACCACUAACCUGCAAGGAUGCUUUAGAGACCGAUAGAACUUUAGAAGAGGUCUCCAACAAUAACAGUACACUAAAGGCGACUUCAACACAGGAACUAUAUGUUCCCAUGGACCCGAUAAGUGAAACAUCCCUUCAUGGUAUUGACAGACAACCAGAGAGGCCGAGAGACAUUACAAGUACACAGAAAAAUGGCAAGUCUGUGAACGGCUUCCAGGAGGAGAAAGGAUUUAACAGCAAGCCAGACAUGACAUAUGGCAGUGGCGAAUAUGUAAAGUUCUGCAAGGAGAAAUUCUGGUUGGAACCACCAACUGAAAAGUUGGUGACACAGCUAGAGGAAGAGUUGAAGCUGAGCAGCAGCAACCUGAGGAGUCACGCCUGGUACCACGGCUGCAUCCCCUGGGAGGUGUCGGAGAGCCUGGUGGUGAACCAGGGUGACUUUCUGGUUAGAGACUCCCAGUCUAGCCGGGGCCACUUUGUCCUCACCAGCCACUGGGACAAAAAGACACGGCACUUUCUCAUCAAGAAGUCAGUUGUGAAGUCUGGCGAGGUGUACACCCGCGUCCACUACAGUCUGGAGGGCGACACCUUUGACUCCAUACCAGCUCUGGUUCAGUUCUACGUGGGCAGCAGGGUGGCUCUGAGCCGGGGGAGCGGAACUCAGAUUCACCAGCCGGUGAACAGGACGCUGCCGCUCAGUUACCUGGAAAUGACCUUCUGUAAAGCUGCCAGCACGCUGUCCAGCCAUAGUGUAUCAAACAACGGCAGCACAGGCGAACUGGACCUCAUUCGUCCAAGCAGUCCUUCUUCUCGCCACCACAAGGAGGCAGUCAAUCACACUAUUUUCCACCAGCCUGUGCUGACUGCAGAGGGUUCCUCUUUAUCUACUCCAAACAGCAACAGGUCAGAGUCAGGAUCCCCUUAUAACAGUCUGCCUGCCAGUGUGGCUGCAUCUCCAGCCCUAUCCAGGUGUGCAGGGGCCUCACAACUCUUACCCUCUUCCAACAGCACCUUCCAAAUACCCCUGCCACCCAAAAUCUUGGCAUCCCAGCACAGUGAUACAGAUGGAAACUGCUACACAGAACUCUAUCCUGGUCCUCAGAGCUACGUGGAGCGUCUACGAGAAGAGGAAGGGUCGGCGCGAGGCAACCCACUGGUAGCGAAGGACGGGAACAUGUACUUUUCACCUGUGGUGGAGACGGCAUCUUCCUUUAGACCGAGAACGUACCAGUCACCGCUGAUGCCCAAGGAGAAUAAGCCACUAGAGGUUUGCAUCCUGCGGCGAGUAAAGGAGCUUCUGGCUGAGGUUGACCCCAAGACAGCAGCCAAACACAUAACCAAGGCUGACUGCAAGGUGGCCAGAAUUCUGGAGGUGAGUCCAGAGAUGCAAAGGAUGAUGGGAGUUAGUUCUGGGAUGGAACUUCUCACCCUGCCACAUGGCCAGCAGUUGCGACAGGAUCUUCUAGAGCGGUUCCACACCAUGGCAAUCACGCUGGCCGUGAAUGUGUUGGGAUGCACGGGGUCGACUGAGGAGAGGGCCGGCCUGCUGCUGAAAAUGAUCCAGAUCGCUGCCGAGCUCAAGAGCAAUAUGGGCAACAUGUUUGGCUUCGCUGCCAUCAUGAGAGCCUUAGAGCUGCCACAGGUGUCCCGCCUGGAGCAGACAUGGACAGUGUUACGCCAGCGUCACACAGAGGGUGCUAUUCUGUACGAGAAAACUCUGAGGCCGUUUAUGAAGAACCUGAAUGCUGGCAGAGAAAGCUGCACAUUGUCCAACACCACUUUUCCCCACAUUGUUCCCCUCUUGUCACUCCUGGAAAAAAGCAUGGCAUUUGGUGAAGGGGUGGAGCCCUUUCAGAUGGAGGAAGUCGGGCUGGAUGUGGUCAUGUUCCACCUAGGAGCUGGAAGGACCAUUGCACAACUGGGGGGCAUCUGUUGCUCUAAUGCAGACUGCAAACUCCAAGGUUUCCGUGAGCAGGAUGAGUUCCUGGAGCUGUUCCUGACUGACUUCCAGAUGAGGCUGCUGUGGGGGAGCAGGGGAGCUGAGGAGAGGCAGGUUCUACGUUAUGCCAAGUUUGACCAGGUGCUAACUGCCUUGUCUACGAGACUGGAAACUCCUGUUUAAGUGCCCUGACCUUACAACUUUCCAUGAACUGUGUCUGUCUGGAUCAGCUGAGGUCCCGGCUCGUGCUCACGUUUAAAUGAGCAUUUCCUC